AUGCAGAGCCCCAGCAGAUUGUCAGUAGUUUCUACUUCAAUUAGCCUUGUUGUGUCUGGAUUACAAGGUUGGGCCGAUCUUCCGGAUGGCCCGCUUUACUCCAUUGUUGCUCUGUUGGGAUCCUCCAUUGACAUUCUUGCCUUUGCUGCAACCUGCCACUCUUGGCGUGCAGCAUUCUUCUCCUACCGAACUGCAUCUAACUUAUGCACAUUAAUCCCACCUCUUCUUAUCCGACCUGCUGGUCCUAACCAAGGUUCUUCACUUCCUUCCAUUUUUUCUGAAAAAUGUUCUUCUGUUCCUGAGAAUUCUCGAUACAUGCUACGCAUACGUAAAGUCAUUGAUGUAGCUAGCAACAAUAGCACCCUUCGCUGCCAGAUUCCUCAAGAAACUUUUGAGAACAUGCACUUUGCUGGCUCUUCACAUGGCCAUCUCAUCUGCUGCUACCGUGGAGAUUGUCUUGUUAUCGAUGUGUUCACCGGGGCCAUGGUUUCGCCUCCACGUCUCCCUUUCAGCAAUGGCUACUAUGGUGGCACUCUCACCGCUCCACUUACAUCUCCCAACUCACAUCUCCUUGUAAGCACUCAAUCCUCCCUGUUUGAUUGGCCCCUCGGAAGUGACUCUUGGCAGGAACUCCAACUUCCUCAUGGAUGGAUAUUUCAGAUCGUGCAGUUCAACAGUCAGUUCAUCGCCAUGGACCACGAUAUGAGAAUCUAUACUCUGCGGUUGGCCCCUCGGUUAGGCCUGCGGGAGAUACCAACUGAGUGGUGCAGCGAGAUAGAGCCAGAAUCUUUUGUGCAGGCAUGGCUUGUGGUCUGCGGCGACGAUCUCCUCAUGGUCGACCACUUUGUGCACCUAUCGUCCGUAGAUCCUGUGUGCCACCGCCUCGACAUGUCAACCGAGCCCGCGAAGUGGGUGAAGGUGAAGACGUUGGACAACUGGGCGAUCUUCGUCGGGGGAGAUGAGCGGAGCCCUCCAUUUGCUUGUGUGCGCCCUGAGCGAUGGGGAGGGACGAGCAACAACUUGUACUACGCCCAUCACUCUCAGCCUUGGAGCGUGCAUGAGCUAUGCGGCCAUGUGGACCUUGCUCCAACCAGCCAUCCCAACUUCAACUGGCGUAAGAGGUUUGUGCCCACAGCCAUGGCCUUGUGGGUGUACCCGAGCAUGUUCUACUCCGAUGGCCGGUGA
Messenger RNA from Triticum turgidum subsp. durum (durum wheat), 1185 nucleotides. Lineage: Eukaryota; Viridiplantae; Streptophyta; Magnoliopsida; Poales; Poaceae. The record is from the annotation of a GenBank genome assembly.